Molecule: messenger RNA, 3418 nt
Organism: Chenopodium quinoa (quinoa)
Lineage: Eukaryota; Viridiplantae; Streptophyta; Magnoliopsida; Caryophyllales; Amaranthaceae
Product: protein SENSITIVE TO PROTON RHIZOTOXICITY 1-like
Exons: 3
Coding region: 1691-3262 (523 amino acids)
Biological process (GO): response to acidic pH; response to aluminum ion
Source: RefSeq, a predicted model, not a curated record
AACAAUCCCACCUUUGACAGGAAUCUUCCACUAAUGAUCCUUUUGACCUACAACCUGUUAAACCGGUUAAUAAUUUUUUUUCUUAGUCUUUCUCCUUGGACCACCAGUCCACCAUCAUUCCACCCACGCAGCUCCUUCACUCACCAUACCAGCCUACCUGCUCACCACAUUGACACCUCACCUAGCACCAACAACAUGCUGCUGCCCUUCUCCCACUUCACCACCAGAGGCAACCGAAAGCAGCCGCGCUACUACUGCAGCCAACAGCCAUCGCACCAGCCACGACUCACGCACCUUUCUCACAACAAAUUCGCAACAGAAGCUCACAACAAGCAACCAGCUUCUGCAAUAAACCACCGCCUAACCCACCUCACAACGCCGCAUCAACGCGCCACCAAUGCAGCCCACUUACAACCGCUGGACCUCCAAUUCAAUAGCUGCAACAUCAAUUCACACCCACAAUUCAGCCCCUAAAUUAGCCCCAAAAAUAAUUUAAAAGAAAUAUCAAGGGUCGAUUUUGGGCUUUGAAGCCUGAAAACUCCAUCCCCAGCCCCUAAAAACCCGACCCAUCCUUGAAAACCCAAACCCUAGCCUCGAAAAACUCGACCCCAGCCACCUUCCUCAAGUUAGUGAAGGAGAAGAAGAAGAUACGAAGAGAUCAUUGAGAAGUUGAGAUUAAGUCGGACGCCUAGGUUGGGUUGCCGAGGAAGGGAGGCGGCUGCGACAGUGAUAUGGAGGGGCGGGGGUGGGGCUAGCCCCGAUAACAAUGGCGGGGGUUAGGGGUUUUGUUUUUUUUUUAAUUAUAAAAAAUAGAAUAAACCAACUAAAAGUCGACACGUGUCUCAUAACCUAGUAAAACCGGUUACCAAAAUAAUUUAACCGGUUAUGGAUUGUUAGUGGAAGACCCCCGUCAAAGAUGAGAUUGUUUCUGGAAUUUCAAAAGGUGGGAUUGUUUAUGGAAGAUGGAGUAAAGGUGGGAUUAUUAGUUUACAUUUUUUCUUUUUAUUUUUACUUUAAUUUUGUUUUUAUAUAAAAUUGUGAAUCAUGAUGAUCAUGUUUAUGAGAAUGAGACCCACCAACAAACGGUGGUGAUUGAGACUUGGACUUCAUAUAGUGGAAAGUUAACGGUGAUGAUCAAAUAGUUGACUCAUCUAGGUCCCACAUAGUGUAUUACUGUUGCUUGGGGCGGGGGGACUACCAUAAAAUGCUGCCAAAUUGCUACUAAUACAUUGAAUCCCUUUUUAUCUAUUUACUCCGUAUUUAUUUAUUAUAUUAUUAAUAUUUAUUUAUCUAUGGUUUUGAUUUGUUUGGUGCUUAUUUAAUUGAUCUAGUUGAACUUCAAUUCCUCUUUUCAACAUCUGGGUAACUUUCUCUCUCUUAUUUGGAUGGAAAUUAGGGCUCUGAGCUGACAAAAAGGAUUCUUGGGCAACCCUAAAUCUGCCAAAAGAUAAUAUUAUAAUAGGUCCAUUUCCGCAAGCUGUAAAUAGCUCUCCGGGAAAGGAUCAAAGCGUACAAGCUCCGAGGAAGAGGCACACUCAGAUCUAGCUAUCAAGUGGGCAAGAGUAUUGCCACUCCUCUUAAUAUGGCUACAAAGAAAAGAAGAAAACGAACAACUUAAACUGAUAAUACGGGAAACAAGCAAAUAAAUGUUUGGCCAUCUGUUAAAUUUGUCCCUGAUUAGAAUUUGAAAAUGGACGUUAAAGAUAGGCCAAAUUCAGAAAAUUGGACUGAGCCUUCAACUUUUGGGAAUGAAGUGCAGCAGAAUGCAUCCCUGAACAAUCAGCCGUUCACCAAUUUUAAUUCUCAGGAACCGUCAAAGUGGGAAGAUCCUUCUAUACUUGAUUACAGCAUGAGGAUAGAUUCCUCUUUCUCCAAAUUUAACCAACCUUCCGAGAACUCAUCUUUGCUUGUUGGCAAUCCAAGUAACCAGGGAAAAAUUCCAAACCAAAAUGGGGCUCAUAUGAAUCAGAUGCCUGAUGGUAGUAACUUUGAUCCAAGAGCAAUGCUCAAUAAUCUCUCUUUCUUGGAACAAAAAAUCCACCAACUCCAAGAGCUAGUUCAUAUGAUCGUUGGCCGAAAAGCUCAAGUUCCUGGCAACCAAGAAGAAGUUGUAAUUCAGCAGCAGCAGCAGCUUAUCACAGCUGAUCUUACUUCAAUUAUAGUUCAGUUGAUAUCAGCAGCUGGUAGUCUACUUCCAUCAAUGAAGCAUAACCUCUCUGCUGCUAAUUCUAGCUUGCUUCUUAAUAGGACCCUUUUUCCCUCAGCAACAACUGUUGGUACCGGUAUGAUAUCGCAAAACAACAGAGGGCAAGUAAAGCAAGCUGUUGGUGAAGUUAAACCAGUGGAGCAGUCAAACCAGGUGGAGGUACCGGCCAAUUGUGUAACUGAAAUGAACUGCAACAACAUGGAAGAAGAUCAUGAACUAAAAGAUGAUGAUGAUGGCAAGGAAGAAGAGCAUCUUCCUCCUGGAUCAUAUGAAAUCUUGCAAUUAGAAAAGGAAGAAAUUCUUGCACCACAUACCCACUUCUGUACCAUAUGUGGGAAGGGUUUCAAAAGAGAUGCUAAUUUGAGGAUGCACAUGAGAGGUCAUGGAGACGAGUACAAAACUCCAGCUGCCCUGGCAAAACCGAACAAAGAGUCUAGUUCAGAAAAGGUGCUUUUGAAGAGGUAUUCCUGUCCUUUUGUAGGUUGCAAAAGGAAUAAGGAGCAUAAGAAGUUUCAGCCUCUGAAAACUAUUUUGUGUGUGAAAAAUCAUUAUAAGAGAACUCAUUGCGACAAGAGUUAUAUUUGUAGCAGAUGCCAUACCAAGAAAUUCUCUGUUAUUGCUGAUCUCAAGACCCAUGAAAAACACUGUGGCAGGGAUAAAUGGCUGUGUUCUUGUGGAACAACUUUCUCUCGAAAAGACAAGCUUUUUGGGCAUAUUGCUCUUUUCCAGGGUCAUACUCCAGCCAUUCCCUCAGAGGAACAUAAAGGAACAUCUGUGCCAUCUAAUAUUUCAAAUAACAGUGAAACGACAAACAAUGUUGCAAAUAUGGGAUUUAGCUUUUGCUCCAAUGGUGCUAAUGAAAAUGGUGCACAGAUUAUGAUGGAUGGAAAGGGGAAUGUUGAUGAUCCUUUCUUCUCUCUGCUAAAUUACGAAUAUAGUCUUGGUGGGCUGCAAGAUUUUCCGCUAACCAAUUUUGAUGAUUCACCAAGUUCUUUUUCGUUCCUCAAUUCUGAAGAAAAGGAUGGGAUGAUGUGUGUCAGUAACGACGUUCAUUAGUAUUGGUUGGCGUUUUUAAGUUUUUUGUGCAGAGGAGCUUCUAUCAUCCUUACUUGUUUUCAAAUUGGAUGGACUCAAGCUCCUGUAAUUGCUUAGCUUAAAUAAAUGCUUUAUAUAUGAUCAUUGCACAUUACAAAUGUGUGCUGCAUUCUUUCA